AUGGCUGCUUCAGAUGAGAAGAUGCCCGUUUUAAUAGCAAACGUUUUCACUAAAGAAAAUGGAACAGAUGUAGAUGAAGUUCAAUAUCUUCCGGAGAAUGAGAUCUGGUCAAGAAUUAUUCACCAAGAGAAAUUUAAUAAUCUUGAUGAGAAAAAGAAAUCUUCGAUAUAUCGACGAUUCCUUACUGCACUACAUUCAAAUAGGACAUCGCUUGCGUUUUUUGAGAGUAAAUAUGAUCCUGAAACAAAACAAAAUUUGUAUCGUUUAAGAUCAUCAAGCUAUGAUAUUGCCGCAAUGAGUCAAUCAUACAACGAACCUAAAUAUUCACCUAAUGAAAGAAAUACAAAAAGAAUAGAGGAACUUCAAAGAGAAAUAAGAAAAUUGAGGUCUGAAAUUGCUCAGCUUGAAAUGGAUAACAUGCAAUGGCAAAAUACAAUAGACCAGCGAAGACAAUCCGUUCCCCCCGAAGUUUUGCAAAACUUUUCGACUUAUGAAAAAUACGCUAAAAUUAUUGAUGAAAGAGGAGCAAAGUUCGUCGAAGUUGAAAAAGAAAUCCUUAAAAUCGGAUCAACAGUUCUCAAAAAAUAG
This is a messenger RNA of Trichomonas vaginalis G3, 588 nucleotides long. RefSeq lists its product as uncharacterized. The coding region runs from base 1 to 588 and encodes 195 amino acids. The transcript has a single exon. The record is from RefSeq and is a predicted model, not a curated record. Lineage: Eukaryota; Parabasalia; Trichomonadida; Trichomonadidae.